Molecule: messenger RNA, 1071 nt
Organism: Talaromyces amestolkiae
Lineage: Eukaryota; Fungi; Ascomycota; Eurotiomycetes; Eurotiales; Trichocomaceae
Exons: 3
Coding region: 1-1071 (356 amino acids)
Molecular function (GO): NAD binding
Source: RefSeq, a predicted model, not a curated record
AUGUCUACUAAUAACACAUCGUUCCGGCCUCGUAUUGCGAUCACUCUCGGUGAUCCGGCUGGUGUCGGUCCUGAACUCGGCGCAAAACUUCUGGCUGAUGCUAAUAACAGAGCUCGAGCAGAUCUGAUUGUGUUGGCCGAUAGAAGUGAAGUAGAAGCCGCUGCUGCUGUCGCUCAAGUCACAAUCCCCAUUGCCGAACAAGCAGGCCCAGACAGUGUCCAGGUUCUCGACGAUGGGACUGCGCCCACUACUCCGAUUGAGCGUGGAAAGAUCUCCGUGGAGGCUGGAGCACGCACACUUUAUCAGCUGCAACGCGCAGUGGCACUAGUCAACGCCGGAAAAGCCGAUGCUAUUGUCUUUACUCCACUGAACAAGACCUCACUGCAUAUGGCUGGGAUGCAUGAAGAAGAUGAACUCCGAUGGUUCGCUAUGCACAUGGGCCAUGAGGGUACCACAAGUGAAAUCAAUAUUAUCCCAGGACUCUGGACUUCACGAGUCACCAGUCAUGUUGGUAUUAAGGAUGUUUCCGCCCGCAUCAACAAAAAGGGAGUCAAGGAUGCAGUUGAACUCUUGCACAGUCUUUUGUCCGACUUCGGCAUCCCGAAUCCUCGCAUCGGUGUUUGCGCCCUCAACCCACACAACGGUGAAAACGGGAUUUUCGGCCGCGAAGAGAUUGAUGAGAUCAGACCCGGUGUUGAGAUGGCACGAUCUACCGGAAUCGACGCAAAGGGUCCAUUCCCCUCCGACACGAUCUUCGUUGGUCGCAAAAAUUACGACGGCAUUGUGACCAUGUAUCACGACCAAGGUCAGAUAGCCCUCAAGAUCAUUGGAUUUGAUGGUGGUGUCACAGUCCAAGGUGGAUUGCCUGUAGUUAUUGCUACUCCUGCUCACGGAACCGCCUUUGACAUUGCUGGCAAGAACAUUGCCAGUAUCAGAAGCAGUCAAAAUGCUCUCGACGUCGCCAUUGCAGUCGCUAGCAAGAAGGUUGCAAGGGAACAUGCAGCUAGGAUUUCAGAAGUUCCCUUGAAGGCGAGCGUCAAACAGGUUGAGGUUGCAGCUGUUGCAGUAUAG